This is a messenger RNA of Orussus abietinus, 2719 nucleotides long. It is a transcript of the gene mRRF2, whose product is annotated as ribosome-releasing factor 2, mitochondrial. Gene Ontology annotation, molecular function: GTP binding; GTPase activity. The coding region runs from base 187 to 2406 and encodes 739 amino acids. The transcript is spliced from 4 exons. Gene Ontology annotation, cellular component: mitochondrion. Lineage: Eukaryota; Metazoa; Arthropoda; Insecta; Hymenoptera; Orussidae. The record is from RefSeq and is a predicted model, not a curated record. Gene Ontology annotation, biological process: mitochondrial translation; ribosome disassembly.
AUCCUCCCUAGGCUUACCUAACCGCGGAUAUAAGCCGAGUCAUUUUGCGUAUGAUUUUUACAUUUCCCUACUAGCGAUAUCGAGCGUUUCAAUUGUUACGGCUGCGCGUGCGGGCACGUGGUUCCGGUAAUGGAGCAGACGUAUAUGUGAGGUUAUGUUACCAGCCACUCCACAUACUAAAAGAAAAUGUUAGGAAGAAAAACGAUUAGAAUUUCUUGGUGUCAAUUUCGUAAUAGAGCUUUGCAUAAGCAAGCGUCUAAUCUAACUAUUGACAAUGAAAAACUCAGUUUAUCAAAAAUACGAAACAUUGGAAUCUUGGCCCAUAUCGAUGCUGGGAAAACUACAACAACAGAACGGAUGCUUUUCUACUCGGGAACUAUCCAUAAUAUGGGAGAGGUUCAUCAUGGAAAUACAGUAACGGAUUAUAUGGACCAAGAACGGCAGAGAGGCAUUACUAUUACUUCUGCAGCAGUUACAUUCAACUGGAAAGAUUAUAAAUUUAAUCUGAUCGAUACUCCUGGUCAUAUUGACUUCACAAUGGAGGUAGAGCAAACUCUAGGGGUUCUCGAUGGAGCUGUGGUUAUUUUAGAUGGAUGUGCCGGUGUAGAAGCUCAAACGAUAACUGUCUGGAGGCAAGCGGAUAGGUAUGAUAUACCUAGGAUUAUGUAUAUAAACAAAAUGGACAGGGUAGAAGCAAAUUUACAAGCAAACUUAAACUCUAUUCAAAAUAAAUUAGAAACAAUUCCAUUGCCAGUACAACUUCCAGUUAAAGACGAUACAGGUUUAGUUGGUAUUGUCGAUGUACUAACAUUUGAAAAAGUUACUUUUAAUAAAAAGAAUCAAGGAAAGAAUUUCAUGCGAGAACCGCUGACAGAGUCAAAUGAUGGAAAACUGUGGGAAACCGCAAGUGAGAUACGUAGAACAUUAACAGAUAAGUUAACGAGUCUGGAUGACGAUUUAGCAAAUGUUGUCAUAGAACAGGAAUCUUUGGAUGAGAUUCCAGCCCAGGUGUUAGCAGAUUCUCUACGCAAGGUUACCAUCGACAGAAAAGGAGUACCCAUCCUUCUAGGUAGUUCGUACAAAAAUAUUGGUGUUCAGCCAUUAAUGAAUGGUGUCAUUUUAUAUUUACCUUCACCAGACACAUCCAAACGAUCCAAGGUAUAUAACUGCUUUAAUAGAAAUCUUUCCGCCAGAGUGUUUAAAAUUGUUCAUGACAAACAAAGGGGACCGAUUUCAUUCUUCAGGAUAUACACAGGAAAAUUGACAAAAAGUCAAAAGGUGUAUAACGUACAAAGAGAAAAGACAGAAGUAAUCGGACGAUUGUAUACAGCCUAUGCUGACAACUAUGAAGAAAUUCCUGAAAUCAAUCAUGGAAAUAUAGUUGCAGUUACAGGAUUGAAGUCUACUGUUUCCGGCGACUUGAUAACAUCGUCUGCUUCUGUCGCGAAUCGUGCAAAAGAAAGUUUACAAAACAUUAAUUCUACUGAGGCUGAAAAUUGUUUUACUGUCGGUACAAAUGUGCCAGAUCCAGUCUUCUUCUGUGCCAUCGAACCACCAUCCUUGUCGUACCAAAGUGCAUUAGAUGUUGCGCUCGAGGAACUGGGAAGAGAGGAUCCUAGCAUGCGGGUAUCACAGGAUGCAGAAACCGGUCAAACAAUCCUCGCAGGAAUGGGAGAACUACACAUCGACAUAAUUAAGGAGAGGAUUAAAACAGAAUAUGGCAUCGAAGUGGAUCUAGGACCUUUACAGAUCGCUUACAAGGAGACCAUAAAUAGUCCCAUAAAAGAUUCGUACUCUUGUCAGCAUAAAAUCGGUAAUCUGAAACACAGUGUGAAUAUUACUCUUUCUCUCAUACCCGACUACAAGGAAAAGGAGAUCCUCAAGUUCGAUAGGUCACGAGAGUCUGCAGCAAAUAUCGCAGCCAUUAAUCCAAAACUAAUACAAGCUAUAAAACUUGGAAUCAAUGCUGGUUUUGCCAAUGGACCCCGGUUACAUUGCCCUGUCAUCAACGUUGGAGUGAUAUUACAUUGGCUGGAGGUUGGUCGAGGCACAUCGGACACAAUAGUGUCCGCAGCUGUUACGCAGUGCAUUCAAAAGAUGUUGGAGUCGACUAGCAUCAGUCUGUUGGAGCCGAUAAUGCUGGUCGAGGUUGUAAGCUUGGAGGAAAAGUCUUCGGGUGUCCUGGCAGAUCUCUCUCGAAGGAGAUCCGAGAUCCAAAAGAUCACCCCAAGGGGACAUAACAAGGUAAUCGAGUGUUUCGUUCCAUUGGCGGAGCUACUCGGCUAUUCCACGGCACUAAGGAUAAUCACUUCCGGCAACGCGACCUUCUCGAUAGAGUUCGAUCACUAUCGGUCCAUGGAUCCGAUGGACGAGGAAAAGGCCAUUAGAAGAAUCACCGGAAUCUAGAAAGUAGCUUCCAGCAAAAAAACACCCAUCUUGUAUAUAACAACGCAAUAUGUAAAUAAUUAGUCGAUGAUGUAGAUUCGAUGUAGGUUUGUGGUGCGUACCGCAAUUAAAGCUCCACGUUGUAAUGCGAUAAUGUUUAAUCGUAUAAUUCGCGGCCUUACUCGGCCGCUCGAGAACUAAACAAAAUAUAUUGCAUCGUCAGUGGUGUACAUUAUACGUUUACACAAUCAUGAGAUAUCUCGCGACAAUCGCCCGCACAGCCAACGCUGGUUACAAGUUCUGCCGAAGCAAAGAGAAAACCGCUAGCGAACUA